Messenger RNA from Larimichthys crocea (large yellow croaker), 2212 nucleotides. RefSeq names its product LTV1 ribosome biogenesis factor (gene ltv1). The record is from RefSeq and is a predicted model, not a curated record. Gene Ontology annotation, biological process: ribosomal small subunit export from nucleus; ribosomal small subunit biogenesis. Lineage: Eukaryota; Metazoa; Chordata; Actinopteri; Sciaenidae. Gene Ontology annotation, cellular component: cytosol; nucleus; preribosome, small subunit precursor. Bases 196 to 1635 code for a protein of 479 amino acids. The transcript has 11 exons.
GUUGUUCUCCGCGAUGGUUCUUUCCAACAAUGGUAGCAGCUGCACGCGCACGGACGGUCCAACGUGGAUAAACAACAACAACGGCCGUUUGUGGAUUUAAACGGUUAAUCCGGUUUAACGUCGUCCUGCAGUUUGACGUGUGAGCGUCUCCAAACAAGACCAGUCCCAGAAAACAGCCACAGUCUCCGGCACGACAUGCCUCAUCGAAAGAAGAAAUCGUUCAUUGAAAAGAAGAAGGCUGUGACUUUUCACCUCGUCCACAGAAGUCAGAGGGACCCGCUCGCUGCAGAUGAAAAAGCCCCACAGCACGUCCUCCUGCCCGCCACAAAGGCGGAAGCAGAGAAGAGACGCGAGGAGCAGAGGGAGUUUGGCGUUUUCUUCGACGAUGACUACAACUACCUGCAGCACCUGAAGGAGGCGUCGGGCACGGUUGAGCUGGUGGCAGCCGGCCCCUCACACACUGACAGGCCACCUAUUCAUCUCCGUGAUGAAGAUGAGGAGAGUGAUGAGGAGAGCCAAGAGGAGGGUGACACAGACAAGGUCAUUCCUGCAUCUUCCAUCAACCUGCCGUCUUCGGUGUUCGCCUCUGAGUUUGAAGAGGAGGUGGGACUUCUGAACAAAGCUGCUCCUAUCUCAGGACCACGGCUGGACAUGGACCCUGACAUCGUGGCUGCUCUUGACGAAGACUUCGACUACGAAGACCCUGACAACAUCCUGGACGAUGACUUCAUAUUCAAAGCAAACAGUGGAGCUGUGGGCACACAAGGUGACGACGAAGACAAUGAUGAUGGCGACGAUGAUGAGUGGGAGGACACAGAUGAGGAAGGCGACUUUGACUCUGAAGGUGGCUUUUCGGAUGAUGAGGACACUAAAGGGGGCGGCCACGGUCGAGAGUUCCUGUUCAUGGACGAGGAGACGAAGAGUCGAUUCACAGAGUACUCGAUGACGUCGUCUGUGAUGAGGAGGAACGAGCAGCUCACCCUGCUGGACGACCGCUUUGAAAAGUUUUAUGAACAGUUCGAUGAUGAUGAGAUCGGCGCUCUGGACAAUGCAGAGCUGGAAGGUUUCAUUGAACCGGACAGCGCUCGCCUGGAAGAAAUUAUCAAAGACUACUUCAUACAGAAAGAGAAGGAAUACCAGAGGCCUGAUGACUUGGGUCCCAAAGAGCUGCCUGUCGUGAAGGAAGAGGAAGAGGAGGAGGAAGAGGAAGAGUUGGAAACUGUUGUUAUAGAGGCUCCAGAAGAGAAGUGGGACUGUGAAACCAUCAUCAGCACAUAUUCCAACAUAUAUAACAGACCCAAAGUCAUUGAAGACCCACCAAAGCCAAAGCCGAUCCGUGUGUCCAGUAAAACGGGUAUCCCUCUGGACGUCCUUCCUGCCAGAGGCCUGACCGCCAAACAGGCAGAACGCAUGACAAAGAUCAACGAUUCAGACCUGCCUCGUGUUUCCACCCAACCCCGCAGCAAGGAUGAGAGCAAAGAGGAGAGGAAAGCAAGGAAACAGGCCAUCAAGGAAGAACGUAAAGAGAGAAGAGUCGAGAAGAAAGCCAACCAAAUGGCGUUCAAGGAAGAAAAAGUCAGACAAGAAAAACAGAUGUUGAACCUGAGAACAAACGUUCAAGGCUUGAAGCUUUAGGUGCUCUGCCUGUACAGACUUAAAACCUGCUGAUGCAGUCAUCGCUGGACACACUGCUCUUCACUUCAGUGGAACUGAAAGGAUGGUGAACAGACCCCAGACAAGAGGACUGACUGGGUGUGCAGAGGCUCUGUGUUUUUUUCCACCGGAGUUCCCCCAAAUCAUCAUGAGAAAGUUCAUGUUCAAGGAGCAAAUAGGAACUUUUUAUACACAGUAAACCAGCUCAGGAUAUCAGUUUAAAAUCAAGGAAAACUUUUUUUGGCAGAUAAAAAUUUAUGUUUUGGCAAUUCAAGACUAUUUUCUUGUGUGGUCUGCUAAUGUUAAACCACAACGUUUUGGGAAACUCCAGAUCGAUACUGUUGUUUGGUCUGUACACUAGCAACCAGCUAAAAAUCACCAGGAUUUGUAUCUAAAAAUGUCCAUAGAUGAACAGCCUACAAACACUUCCUUGUUAUGUGAAGUUAACAAAAUAAUAUGAAUAUUGUUCAUGUCUUUUAUUUAAAAAACACUUUAAAAAAAGUUUGAGACUUCAUGUUGAUUUCAUCAUAAUAAACUUUCCCCACAGGUGAACUGAUAA